Molecule: messenger RNA, 1986 nt
Organism: Seminavis robusta
Lineage: Eukaryota; Bacillariophyta; Bacillariophyceae; Naviculales; Naviculaceae
Source: the annotation of a GenBank genome assembly
AUGGGGCGCUCCGGUGUUGAUUGGACGACAUAUCGAUUGAAUGGCAAGGCAGAGCGUUUUAUCAGGAUUGGUGUUGGUAAUGAGGUAGAGCUUCCCAAUGAUAUGUAUGACAGAGAGGGAUCUUUGACUUGCUAUCCAGUUGAGGAAGAACACAAGACAAAUUUUCGCACCAAGUCGGAGCAAGGUUGUGUACCAAAAUUGCUGGAAGCAGCGGCCGAUGUCAGCAGCAGCAGCAAGAAGGAAGCUGAACCAACCGGCAAAGCUAGCAAUAAGCAACUAGUAAUGGACUUAUCACCAAAGACUCUUCUUUUGGGGUUUUUCCAGGAACUAGUAGAAGAUGCAGCGAAAACCGGCAUCGGCACAGUGAAAGAAAGAUCAGCACGGAAGCUGAAAUGUCUUAUGGAAGUGGCAAUUGAAGUUGAAGCAAAGGAGCUACUACACGAAGCAGUUGCGACACUUGAGAUGGGUGCAAAUAAACUUGGAAUCUCAAUGGAAAUAGAAGCGGCAUCCCCAAAGAAAAAUGAACCAUCUGUCAAAGAACCGCAAGUGGUAACUCCAACAAAUGCAAAUGUCCGUCAACAAGACAAAGACACCAAUCCACCGGUAACCGAUCAAGAAGCAAACGUCCAGCAAGUAGGAAAUGCUGUAGAAAAAGCAACUGAACUGGAAGAGGAAUUGGAAGAUGACGAAAAGUCAACAAGCACAGCAGAUGAAUUCAUCUUGGAAUUGCAAGAAGAGGUGUUGCUCCAGUCGCUCCUGCAUAAGCAAAUUCAUGAAAAGAAAGAGCGAGUCUUUACUAUGGAGCACAAAAAUGGAAGGCGAUUGCUGGUGGUUCUUCCUCCUGAUACCCGAUCAGUUGCUAAGUUUGAGGAAGAAGCCAAGAGGACCAACUGGGUGAACACAAUGCUCAAUACUGAAGAGCGAAUGAAUGGAAUGCUAUCAUACCUGGCAAAGACAUCGCCAAAGCAAUACGCGAAGGUUGGAACAGACCGGAAGAUCAAGAUGAGGCCAAACGUCCUGAACACAGCCCAGACUGUUGCUCUGGCACGUGUUGGGAACCUCAAUGAUGUGCGGAUGAAGAAGGUCAAGUCAUUUCUUAAGAAUGUUGGAAAAGUCAAUCUUAUACAAUCAACCAAAGAGAUGAGCCGAAUCGAUACUGAGGUUGGGCUUAAGCGGACAAUGGAUGUGAUGUUUGGUUCUUGUGUCUAUGAGUGGUCGAAGACAAAAGGAAAGGAAAAGAAAGCACCAGAGGAGAUUCACUACUGGAAUGCGUCGCUCUUUGAGGAGAUAGAAGCAGAAGUAGACAUUCACUUGAAGCAUCGCUUCCUACAAGAGAGCGGAAAGGACAAGAUCAACAACAAUAUCCCACUUCUCGAUUACAAGGCAGACGGAUUUGACAAACCGGGUGUGACAAUCCUAUUUGGAGGUGACCACAGUGACAAAAACUGCCCCAUAAGUGCUAAGCUGAACUUUGCUUCUCCAGUAACACGCAAGACAAAGAAAAUGCUUGGUAACGAGUGUCCUGUCAUUCAAUUCGCCAGUGUUCAAUGUUCAAAGGACGCUUAUUAUUUGAUGGAGACUACUGUCAUGCCUACAAUAAAGCAACAAUUGAUUCGUCUGAAGGAAAGUUCUGUUGUGACUGUCUUCCACAAAAAGAACUGUCAUGGCUGCUAUCGAUCCUUUGUUGUUCCAUCAUCCAUCCAAGAAGGAACAAUCGGCUUCCUUAGCAACCAAGACAAUACGGCUAUCACAAUGACAUAUGCUCAUGGUGGUCAGGACCAAUCCACCUUUGGUUCUCUUGUCUUGAAGGAACCAUUCAUUGCCGUUCCUUACUAUGAGCUGGGAGCCAAAGUUGUUAUUGGCCGGUUCAAUGAAUUAUUCAUUGGCGAUCUUGCUUUCCUAGCGAUGUUGAUAGGAAUGAACGGCAGCAGUGGAGCGCACUGUCUUCUUUGUCAGCUGAAAGGAAUAUCUGUUGCUUCUCAAUAA